Molecule: messenger RNA, 390 nt
Organism: Paramuricea clavata
Lineage: Eukaryota; Metazoa; Cnidaria; Anthozoa; Malacalcyonacea; Plexauridae
Source: the annotation of a GenBank genome assembly
UUACCCGUUGAAGAUGAAGAUGUCCUGCCCGUGCCUGUUGCAAAGAAAGCCAAACUCAGUCUUGGAGCGUUGACGAGCCUCAAGAAAUCUGAGAAAACAUCGUCGUCGCCCGCUGCAUCCCCGCGUAGCCGUCUAUCCAAAGAGAUUGACCGCUAUAUCUCGGCAUUCCCAGUGAUAGACGGAGAUGACGAUCCACUUCAAUGGUGGAAAUUAAAUGCAAAGGAACUACCGUUGCUCUGCCAGUUAUCGAGAAGGUAUCUUGCCAUCCAAGCAAGCAGUUCGCCGUCGGAGAGACUUUUCAGUAAAGCGGGGCAAGUUAGCACGCCGGCACGAGCACAACUUAAACCGGAGAAAGUUGACAAACUUGUGUUCCUGGCGGAGAACUUAUAG